Molecule: messenger RNA, 525 nt
Organism: Ilex paraguariensis (yerba mate)
Lineage: Eukaryota; Viridiplantae; Streptophyta; Magnoliopsida; Aquifoliales; Aquifoliaceae
Source: the annotation of a GenBank genome assembly
AUGGUUACCCUCAUGCGAAUGCCUUCCCAAGCUUUCAUCUCUGGCUAUCCGAACAAGCUGAUUUUCACAAGAGCAAGUGACAUGUUGAGGACUAUAAUGACAGAUUCUCUUCAGUCAACUAGUAAAAAUUGGAAAUUGCCUAGCAAAGCAAGAAGGGCUGUACCUUUUCAGGGAUCUUCUAAAUUUGUACAGACUACAUGCCGAAUCUCUGUCCCUGGAACCUCAUCAAGAAGUGAAGAAAAAGUGCCAUCAAAUUUUUUGAGGGACAAGAAGUUGGUUCCCAAUUCAGAUCCCCCAAGUAUCAAAGAUGUCGACCUUUUGUACCAAUUUUUUGAUCAGAGUACCAAGCUUGUAGUUUUGACAGGAGCUGGAAUAAGCACAGAAAGUGGAAUUCCUGAUUAUAGAAGCCCAAAUGGAGCCUAUAAUUCUGGUUUCAGNCAGAUUUUCACAAGAGCAAGUGACAUGUUGAGGACUAUAAUGACAGGCAACUCUUCUUGUUACAUACCCAGUUCUUUGAUCAAGUAG